This is a messenger RNA of Eriocheir sinensis (Chinese mitten crab), 3113 nucleotides long. RefSeq names its product saccharopine dehydrogenase-like oxidoreductase. Gene Ontology annotation, biological process: glycolipid biosynthetic process. Gene Ontology annotation, cellular component: mitochondrion; plasma membrane; lipid droplet. Bases 155 to 1423 code for a protein of 422 amino acids. The record is from RefSeq and is a predicted model, not a curated record. Lineage: Eukaryota; Metazoa; Arthropoda; Malacostraca; Decapoda; Varunidae. The transcript has 10 exons.
GUGACUCAUUAUCAUAUGCGGGAUUAAGUGCAUAUUUACGUCACUAUCCAGCUUGCUUUCACCUUCUCACUAUCUGUUAAGGUCCUUUUAAUUUCGUCUCCCCUUGCCGGCUGUCUCGUCAUAUUAAUACCGGUAAUAUAAGAAGACACGAAGAAUGGCAACAGCGAGGUGUGACUUUGUGGUUCUUGGGGCCACGGGCUACACAGGACAAUAUGUGGCAGAGGAAAUUGGCCGAAUCGCCGAGGAGCACCCCAACCUGACAUACGCCUUCGCUGGCCGCAACAAGGAGAAGCUGGAACACACCUUGGAGACAGCACGAGUCAACACCGGUCUGGAGCUUGCCAAGGCUGAGCUGAUUGUGGUCAACGUGAAUGACGAAGAAAGCCUGAAGAAAAUGGCAGAGCGGUCGAAGGUCGUCAUAAACUGCGUGGGACCGUACCGUUACUAUGGGCUGAAGGUCGUGAAGGCAUGUGUGGAGGGCGGGGCGCACGUUGUCGACAUCAGCGGUGAGCCUCAGUACCUCGAGCAAGCACAACUGGAAUAUACCGAGGCAGCAGAGAAGGCCGGGAAGUAUGUGGUUGGGUCCUGCGGCUUCGACUCCAUCCCUGCGGACCUCGGCACCACCUUCCUGCAAGAGGUUUUCCCAGGAGAUGUGAACUCUGUUGAGGCUGUUGUUACCCUGGAUGAGGACUCCAAGGGGAAGUCGUCCAUCAACUUCACCACCAUGGAGUGUGCCGUGCUGGGCCUCACUCACAGCAAGGAACUGAAGGGGCUGCGCAAGAAGCUCUUCACCACCCCGCUGCCCAAGCCUGCCUACAAGCCUGAGCCACGAGGCAAGUUGUUCUACAGUGAGGAGGCCAAGGCGUGGUGUAUUCCCAACAUGGCAUCGGAUCGGUCAGUGGUGAUGCGGUCUCAGAGGAUCCUGUACGAGAAGGAGAAGAUGCGGCCCACCCAGUUCCAGGUGUACUUCGGCAUGAGUCGCAUCAAAGCCUACAUGGCGAUCCUCUUUGGCAUCUUCUUCUACGUGAUGACCAUGUUUUCGUUCACCCGGAAACUCUUGCUGCAGUACCCAGAGCUCUUCACCGCCGGAGUAGUCACUACCAAGGGUCCCAAGCGCUCUGAUCUGACCGGCCUCAAGUUCCUGGUGGUGCUGACAGGCAAGGGCUGGGACAAGAAGCUGGAGGACCCUGACCAGCAGCACACAGAGCCACCCAAUGUUACCAAGACUGUCAAGGUGAAGGGGCCAGACCCGGGGUACUUCGGCACUGCUAUCCUGAUCACGCAGGCGGCCAUGACCAUCCUGGAGGAGGAGGACAGGCUGCCGGGGAAGGGUGGUGUGUUCCCUCCAGCGGCAGCCUUCCGCAAGACCUCCCUUCGCCAGCGCCUUGAGAAGAAGGGCAUUUGUUUCGUUGCUUCUGAAUAAUUGCUUUAGAACAUUGCAGCAGCCGCCACCACCAAGACAACCUCUGCACUUGAAUCUGAAAACAUGUUGUCAAUGCAAGUCAACUCAAGAACAAAAGAAUGAACAAAUAAAGGUAGAUCACAACCUACAGGAAACUCUGCAUUCAUCACUCACUUAUGGAACAAGAGAAUAAACAAACACAGCAUUGAUAAAAUGACCCAAAUUGGAUUCAUCACAACUGUUCAACCCCAUAAAGGAAAAUGAGGAUGUCAAACAAAGAAGAAGAAUAACCGUGGGACAAAAAAAUAAACAAACCCAACCAAAACAGAAACUGAAUUGAAGAAAGGCUGCAUACAUAGACCUCUCCUCUUUUAUUCUUACAGUUUGAUGAUAGAAUUUCUUGCUGGUUUUCUUAGUGCAAUAUCUCAUGAAAUACAGUAAUAAGUAAGGAGUUGAUGUUGAUUUGCAUAAACUAAGUGAUAUCUUAGAGAAUAUUAAGUAUAUGUAUAUCUCCUAUAGUUUGAUGGCUAUGUAUCGUUUGCUGGUUUUCCCUCAGUGUGCCAACUUAAUAUAUAAAUAGUUGAAUUAAUGGUUUAAUGAAUCGCACAUAAGCAUUCAUAUAUAGGUUUCUUUCGUUAAUGAGGAAUUGAUGGCGAAAAGAUUGCACAUUAAGCAUUCAUAUAUAGCUUUUUUUCAUUACCGAGGAAUUGAUAGUGAAUAGAAUUGUGCAUAAGCAUUCAUAUUAGCUCUCUUUCAUUACCAAGGAAUUGAUGAUGGAAAGAACUACACCUAAGCAUGCACAUACACCUUUUUUUACUUCACCAUGAAUUACAGCAAGAAUUCACCCGACAGAUGCAGCUAAAAACAGAAUAAUGCCUUGUUUGUAUAUGGAGGGGGUGAAAAGAAUCGCACAUUAAGCAUUCAUAUAUAGGUUUUUCAACAUUUCCAAGCUCUCUGCCGCGCCUUUAAGUGAAUAAUGCCUCGUUUAUAUAUGAUCGCCCCUUUAACACUAAACGGCUCAUAUGAAAAUUAACAAUAUAAAUAACGAGGACCAUAUACCACGGGGUGAAAAGAAUCGCACAUAUAAGCAUUCAUGUAUAGGUUUUUCAACAUUUCCGAGCUCUCAGCCACGCCUUAUAAGUGUUCUUCCCAGUGGUUAAUAUUCUUGGAGGCCUUCAUGUUUGUGUGUCUUUUUCGCAGUUUGACGUGUGGAGUGUUCAGUGUUUACCCUUUAUUGCCUGUUUGUUUGUUGUUUAUUUUUGUGGGUAGGGAUGUGUGUGUGUUUGUCCCCUUACGAGAUUCCUUCAGCGUUAGGAUAAAUAAGAUAAAUAAUUGUAUACCGUAGUUGGAAGACGAUAUUUUUGUAUGCAGAGAAAGAGAGAGAAUGUUCAUAGUUUUCUUGUUAAAUUGAGUUAUAUAUUUGUAAAUUUGGCAUUGUAUAAAGUAAGAAAGAGAGAGAGAGUAGUAGCAAUUGUCAUGGCAUUGUUAAAUCAAGUUAUAUAUACGUAAAUUUGACAUGACGUAAAGAGAGAGAGAGUGAGUUGUGUUCAUGUUAGUUGUUGUUCAGUAUUUCUGUCUUCUAACAUUGAUGUGAAAGGGAGCGCAUACUAACCAAGGUCCAUAUAUACAAGAGACUGUGAUACUGAUUUAUAGCUGUCCCAUUGUGUACUGUUGCAAGGGAAUGUAUAAAAUAAAGAAAUCAUUAGUUGUC